AUGAGCCCAAGCGAAGAUGAUUGUUCAAUUCCAAGCAGCAGUGCACGGCCUCCUUCAUUACGUAUAUUUAUUUCUUCAGUAACGGGCCAAAAGUGGGUUGAAACAAUCUCAGAGGCUGAAACUGUUCAAACUUUGAAGAGCAAGAUAUGGAGACGGUGUGGAUUACUGCCUUAUCAUCAAGGUUUGAUUUUCGGUAAUAAUUCAUUGCCUGAUGGGAAUGAUAGAAUUCUACUCAAGGAUUUGGGAAUUCGUGCAGAUUCACUGGUUCGUCUUGUCUUAGUAACACGUUCCGGUCCUAUGGCUAUUCAGCACACAAAUGAGCCUAGUAGUCAGAUAGAAAUUGGAGUGAGUGAUGAAAGGUGUUCAUCUGAAUGUUGGGAUGGUGGACAAGAUUCCAGUGAAGAUUUUUUGGAAGAAAACAGACGCACUCUAUUCAAAAUGUGCGAACUUCGUCGCCAAAUGCGUACUCAUUCUUCGGCGAGGCCAUCUUCAGAGCAUUUUCUCCUGAAGACACCAGUGCCAAAGAAAGCUCUGCCGGUGAUACAGAAUGCGAUGAGGAGAAAUUUCCAACUGGAACACCAGAAAAGGCAUGAAUGCUUUACCUGUCGAGUAGUUUUUUGGAAUCCAAUAUAUGUGAGUUAUUUUUCAGCUGAACUGUGUGAAGAAGAACAGUAUACUGCACGUGAUACAGCUUUAUCAGCUAGAGAUCGUUUACUUGUCAUGAUGCAUUCUCGAGCGGAAUCUCCUUCCACUGAUGUUAAUGCUCCUUCUGAAGAUGGCUCUGAAUUUUCAUCCGGGAUGGUCGUGUGCGACCUUACCAAUGAGUUUCGUAGGCUACGUGUACGACGCAGACACCACGUAGCAAAUAGUAGUAAUGGAACUCAAAAAACACAUGUGAAAGCGAAGCCAAAGCCGCCGUCUCUCGUCAUUUCGAACCAUCACAAUGGCUCCGAUAUUACGUCAAGCGACGAUGAAAUGCCCUCACUUCGUCGAACGUUAGAUAACGCCUGCUCGAAUACGCGGCGGACAGAAACAAACCCAUCUCAUCUUGCUUUCCGCCGUCUUCCUUCUACGUCAAGAGGGCAGAGAAUGGCAAGCGGAUUUCAAUCGCAACACCGCUGUUAUACAUGUUCUUCGCGCUUCAACAACUAUUCAAUCGCCUUCCACUGUAGAUGCGGUAAACGACUAUGUUCUCGACACCGUCCAGCAGAAAUGCACACCUGUUCUCGACUGCGGAAAAUGCAAGACGUCAGUGAUUAA
Molecule: messenger RNA, 1260 nt
Organism: Enterobius vermicularis (human pinworm)
Lineage: Eukaryota; Metazoa; Nematoda; Chromadorea; Rhabditida; Oxyuridae
Source: the annotation of a GenBank genome assembly